This is a messenger RNA of Xenopus laevis (African clawed frog), 3751 nucleotides long. RefSeq names its product von Willebrand factor A domain containing 2 S homeolog (gene vwa2.S). Gene Ontology annotation, biological process: calcium-independent cell-matrix adhesion. The record is from RefSeq and is marked provisional. Gene Ontology annotation, molecular function: identical protein binding; calcium ion binding. Gene Ontology annotation, cellular component: extracellular region; basement membrane. NCBI's taxonomy places the organism in Eukaryota, Metazoa, Chordata, Amphibia, Anura, Pipidae.
UUUUAACUGGCACCUUAUCUUCACCCUGUUCAUUCUCACAUUGAACUGAAACUACUGCCUUCAAGACCAGCUGCAAGAAUGAGGCUGCCGUGGGUUAAUGGGAUCCUAGCGUUCCUGAGUUCCCAGGUCCUACAAUGUCUGUGUGUCCAAGAGCUUCACGUCAACGCAGAGACUGCCAACAAGAUUUCAGCAGCAGGAAGACGGAUGCGAUGUUCUUCCCCACUGGACAUUCUCAUUCUACUGGACGGCUCCAACAGCAUCGGGAGGGGUAGUUUUGAGAGGUCCAAGCAUUUUGCCUCCAAGUUAUGUGAUGCCUUAGAUAUUGGCUCUGAUCUGAUACGAGUGGGGGCCAUGCAAUACAGUGGAGCUCCCCAGGUUGAGUUCCGUCUCGAUUCAUCUUUCUCCAAAGCUGCCAUUAAAGAGAAAAUCAAGUCCAUUGUGUUUAAGGGCGGCCCUACAGAAACUGGUCUGGCUCUGAAAUACAUUGUGUGGAAAGGUUUCCCCGGGGGGCGUCCGGCCUCUGUGCCCAAGAUCCUCAUUAUUGUGUCUGACGGGAAGUCCCAGGGGAACAUAAAGCUUCCGGCCGCCCAGAUAAAAGGAGAGGACAUUGAGGUUUUCACUGUUGGGGUGAAGUUUCCCAGGUGGGAGGAGCUCCAUGCGCUGAGCAGUGAGCCGCAGGAAGCGCAUGUUCUGUUUGCUGAACACGUGGACGAUGCAGUGAAUGGCCUGGCCACCUCCCUGACCAAUUCCUCUCUGUGCAGCUCUGUCCCACCUGGCUGCAGCGUCCAGUCCUUUCCUUGUACCCGCAAGACUCUGGAAACUGUCAAGGAACUAACAGGAAACUAUAUGUGUUGGAAGGGCUCUGCCAGGCCGGGCACUGUCUUUCCUGGGCACUGCCCCUUCUACAGCUGGAGACGAUUCUAUAACAAGCAUCAAGCUCAGUGCCACCGGACAGUGUGCCCAGAUCCCUGUGAUUCCCAGCCAUGCAAGAAUGGGGGGACGUGUAUAGCAGAGGGGCAGGAUAAGUACCACUGCGUCUGUCCAGCUGGAUUUGGGGGAGAUACAGAGUGCGCUCCUCAGCUCAGCCUGGAGUGUAACAUUGACCUUCUGUUCCUUGUGGACAGUUCCGAUACAACGUCCCUGGAAGCUUUCAUGCAACACAAAUCUUUCCUGAAACGAUUUAUCCAAGCGUCACUUUCUGACGAGUCCCCACUCAACGUUGGCGUGGCGCAGUACAGUAACGAAGUGCAAAUGGUGGUGAAAAUCGGUGAAUAUCAGAGCAUGGCGGAGCUCCUGAAACACAUAGAUAACAUGCGUUUUAUGGGAGGUGGGCUCUUCACCGGUAAAGCUCUGCGCUAUGUCACUCAGUACGGCUUUAAGAGCACCCCAGUUUUCUCCGACGUCCGUGAUGAUCUCCCACGUCUUGUGGUGCUUCUGACAGGAUCCAAGUCUCAAGACUCAGUGACUGGGCCGGCAACCUAUGCACGUGAUCAGGAGGUCUUUCUUAUAGGGGUGACUAGUGACUCCAACAAAGGUGAAAUGGCAGAAAUAGUAGGGAACCCCCUGAAUUUGGUCACGUACUCAAAUCCCCAACAACUAUUCAACCAGCUGCCUCAGCUUCAGAAGAGGAUCUGCAGCAUCGACGUGCAAGGUUGCCAGGCCCAGCCAUUAGAUCUUGCCUUCGUGCUGGACGCUUCCACUGCUGUAGGACAGGAGAAGUUUAAUAGACUGAAGAACUUUGUCACAAUGGUCUCCCUUCAGUUUGAUAUUAAUCGUGACGUCACCCAGAUUGGCCUGGUCACUUACAGCAGUCGCCCUGAGACAGUCUUUGGACUAGACACCCAUGACUCGGGCUCAAGCCUCCUGCAAGGGAUUGGCCGUGCGUCCUAUAUGGGCGGAUCUGCGUCCACCGGAAGUGCCCUACUCCGUGUCUACAAUGAUGUCAUGACUGUGCAAAAGGGGGCGCGGCCUGGGGUGAACAAGGCUGUCGUCGUGAUCACGGAUGGAAGAGGAGCAGAAGAUGCGGCCGUCCCUGCACAGAAAUUGCGGGAUAAUGGCAUCAUGGUAUAUGUCAUUGGUAUAGGGAACAUCCAAAGGAACUCCUUGCUGCGCCUGGCUGGGUCCGAGAAGUUCCUGAUCAGUGUCCCAUCCUAUGAGUCUCUGGGGCACUAUGAGGAUUCAGUUGUACAGAGAGUGUGUGAAGAUGCCAAAUCCCCGGUGAACCUGUGUAAGCCCAAUCCGUGCAUGAAUGAUGGCGUUUGUAUUCUGCGCCAGGGCAGCUACCGGUGCGACUGUCGUGGCUGGGAUGGGCCCCACUGUGAGACAAGAAUACUCCGAGGGGAUUCCCACUGGCCACAAGGGCUUCAUAGCAGGAGUCGCCAACAGAGGCACUCACGGAAACGCAGGCUGAAAUCCGUAUCAGGCAGCAGAUCUUCCCGGAAGAAACCAUAGGUCACUGGGAGUUGUGAGCUCAUGGAAGUUACGAGUCUGGAUUCAUGAGACGGGACUUGCGCCAGUCCUUGGUUUUAUACAAGCUUUGUAUUUAUUAUUGUAUCUCUGUUAGUUUUGACUAUUCCCAUGCACACAGGGCUUGGCCGAGGGGUCCCAAAGUGACAGAAAAGGAAGAUACUUGUGUUGUUGGUAAUGCAAUAGUUGUUAAAGACCCCCUCUCCCGAAAGCCUUCUGCUGCCUACGGGAUGAUAGGAAUUAAAGCUUAAAGAGUUGCUAUAUUAAAGAUGAAAUUCUCAGACUCAUGGAAAUAAGAAACUUUCUAAAUAUAAUCAAUUACAAAUUCUCUACUGUGUCCCCAGCCGUCUCUCUACAUGCAGCUCUGUGUCAGAGUCGGUUAUUGUGAAGGACACUGUAUCGGACCUGUCAAUCAACAUCCGACUGACAGGCUGCUGGGGCAGGGUGAAAUGAUACAACAUUUUCUGAUUAUAAUAAGAAAGUGUCUUAUUUCCAUGAGAUGAAGCUUUUAUUACAAAAAAUAAUUUUUCCCCUUUAACAACAAGUUGGGCAUUUCUAAUGACAAUAGAAAUGUAUAUCACUUAUUAUGUAAUGGUAUAAUAUAUUGUGUAUCCUUCGUAUUAAGCACAUUCGUUGGCUAUGGGGUCGCUGCUGAAGCCGGGGGUCGCUGCUGAAUCCGGGGGGGGGUAGCUGCUGAGGCCGGGGUCUGCAGUGAAUACUGUCGCUGCUACAUCUUGCACUGAAUUCUCUCCUGAGAAUGAGCAUAGACCAUUGGGAAUCAGCUCUUCAUAUUGCAUCUACACUAACAUUCCUUAUAGCAUUCCAGAUUAGUGGAAAACUCUAUAUAGGCCACACCCUGUUAUGCAGAGACACACCCAUGAACCUCAUUAGCCCCACCUACUUUGUGAUAAGCCCAACCCCUCAUUGCUGGUUUAAGGAAAUUAACUGAAAGGACUGACUGCCAUUCCAGUAAGAAAGUUACCCACAAAACUGACAGUCCAAGGCCGGCAGGGAGUUAUUCUGGGGGUGUGUGGAAUUGGCUCAAAUAACUGCCCAUUUAUACAUAUUGUCUGUAUGCAGAAUAUAUAUCAUGUAUCAUAUAUUAAUGUUGCUAUAUUUACCCCUUGCCAAGUCUUAUAAACCUAUUUGUAUAUUUGUUCAUAUUGUUUAUAAAGUAGUCGCUGUUGCCGGGUGUGGGGCAGAAACAACUCCUCUUGGUGCAUCAGUAAAUGACACUUUGUGAUGCCACUCAGGGCAAUUAAAGGACAGAGGUUUUGUAAACUUC